Molecule: messenger RNA, 1489 nt
Organism: Tetranychus urticae (two-spotted spider mite)
Lineage: Eukaryota; Metazoa; Arthropoda; Arachnida; Trombidiformes; Tetranychidae
Molecular function (GO): N-acetyltransferase activity
Source: RefSeq, a predicted model, not a curated record
AUUUAGCAACCAGAGCAAAUUUUAAACUUGACUGUUUCCAGAAAUGCCCAGCCCUAAAUUUGGCUCGAAAUACAAAGCAGCUGAAUUUUUUAGCUAAUAAUUGUCAUAAAGCCAUGGGCUCAAAAGAAGAAACUCAUCAAGUUCGAGAAGCUGUAAAAGAUGAUUGUCACCAGAUUAUGGAAUUUAUCAAAAUGAUAGCUCGCCAUGAAAACAUGGAGGAUGCCGUGAAAACUGAUGUUAAAACGCUGAUUCGCGAUGGUUUUACUGAAAACGAUCCUCCAAGUUUCAAAUGCUUAGUAUCUCAUGAUGCCAAUAACCAAUUAUCUGGUUAUUUAAUCUACUAUUACACUUACUCAACAUGGGAAGGUCGAUGUAUUUUCAUUCUGAAUAUCUUUGUAGAUGCUCCAUUCAGAAGAAUGGGAAUUGGUAAAAAGUUCAUAACCAAAUUAGCCCAGAUUGCUUAUGCGGAGAAUAUGGCACGUAUUGAUUUGUUUAUUCUGGAAUGUAAUCAAUUAUCCAUUGAUUUUCAUCAAUCACUUGGAGCCGUUAACUUGUCAAAUAAACUGGCUAGUAAUAGUUUCCGAUUUAAUAAAAACAGUAUUCAGCAAUUAGCUGGUAAAACCAUGGAAUCAAAGAAAGAAGCGCACCAGGUCCGAGAAGCUGUUGAAGAUGAUUGUCACCAGAUUAUUGAAUUAAUCAAAAUGUUUGCUCGUUAUGUAAAAAUGGAGGAUGCAGUGAAAAUCGAUGCUGAAACUCUGAUUCGUGAUGGUUUUACUGAAAACGAACCUCCAAGUUUCAAAUGCAUAGUAUCACAUGAUGUCAAUAAUCAAUUAUCCGGUUAUUUAAUCUACUAUUACACUUAUUCACCAUGGGAAGGUCGAUGUAUUUAUAUGGAAGAAAUCUUUGUUGAUCCGCAAUUCAGGAAAAUGGGAAUAGGCACGAAGAUGAUAACCAAGCUAGCACAGAUUGCUUAUGCUGAGAAUAUUGUCCGUAUUGAUUUUCUUAUUCUGGAUUGGAAUCAAUUAUCCAUUGAUUUUCACCAAUCACUUGGAGCCGUUAGCUUGACAGAAGAACACAAACGGUUGGCUUUCCGAUUCAAUAAAAAAAGUAUUCAACAAUCAGCAAAGAAUUGAGAAAACGCUUUUGAAAAAUCAACUGCAUUCGGAAAUACUCUAACCAGUUGAACCAGAAAGUUUUUUUCGGAAAGAAAUGUUUUCGUAUUCAAUGGAAACAUUAUCCCACAGUAAACCAAGAAAAAAUUUAACAAACCAGCGAAUUUUAAAGUCGGUUGUUUUCCAGAGAUGGUUUAUUUGGUUGGACUAUAAAUUUUGUUCGAAAACGAAUCAGCAGAAUUUUUUAAUUUAAAUUUAAUAAGAACAAAUCGCAAAUGCUAUCUCAAUGGGAAAAUACAGCCGUCAAUGGUAUCCGUAAAUUUAGGUGAAGCAUUAGAGCAUUUUUAAUUAUUUCUGAUACUUUACAGUUAUUAACA